Messenger RNA from Protopolystoma xenopodis, 1161 nucleotides. The record is from the annotation of a GenBank genome assembly. Lineage: Eukaryota; Metazoa; Platyhelminthes; Monogenea; Polystomatidea; Polystomatidae.
AUGUCAGAGUCAUCUGCUCGACCGGCCGAUGGCCUUGCUGAUCCGUUCGAUGGUGCCUUAGGGUCUAAUUUCAAGUCAAGGCUGGGGUUCUCACGUUCGCCCAUUUCUAUGAUAUCCGGCUCCGUCAGUCCUCUUCCUGUAUCUAUUUCAACGUCAGCAGGCAUAGCAGCCGCUCUUGCUAGACGGCUUUCUACACAUAAUCAUAAUCACCAGCAGCAGCAGCACUUGUUCCCAAGUCAACUGCAACAGCACCCAGCCCAGCAACUUCUGGCUUCUGGCAGCCAACUGGUUAGUGCCGCUCAAGCUGCACUCAUUGGUGAUCCUCACUUAGUCCCGUCUACGACUGCUGAAACUGAUUUAUCUUCUCUUAAGCUGACAAGCCUUUCCCAAGGACACAACCAAAUACACCUCACCGCUCCUCAUUAUAUCCACCACCUCCAGCAUCAUCCUCACCAACAGCAGCACCUGCUCCAACAUUAUCCAAGUCUUCAAACGGCACCGAUAUCUGUCCAUAAAUCAUACUCGUCAAUCUCUCCUGCCGUCGGCGUUUCUCUUUCCCAGAAACCGAUCAGCGGAGCUCAUCUUUUGGUUCCUAUGGUUUCCUCGAAUGUCUCUUGCCUAAAUGCUAGCUCUACUGGUUCUGGUUCUACUUCUACUUGUACUGCUGCUAGUGGAGGGAUUGCUCUGAACAACACCGCCAUAGCUGCGGCUGCUGUGGGUGCUGCGGGGGUCUCGAUGGCAGCCUACGUAAACCAGCCAAUGCUUGUUGCUGCUGCAUCAGCUGCUGCUGCCGCGGCCGCUGCUGCAGCAGCAGCCUCCAAACAGAAUCAGGAGCAGCAUCAGCAUCAUCACUAUAAACAAUUGGUUAGCCUCCAACGGCAAUCACAGCAGGUGCCAGUGCCACAGCAGCAACAGCAGUUGGAAGAACGCCAACGCCAGCAUCAGCACUUGCUCCCUCACCACCAAUUUCAACCACAGGUUCAGCAGCAGCAGCACAUAGUGGAUAAAAGGCACACUGAUGACAAUUAUGAUUAUAUUGUUCGCCCUGGUGAGAUAUGGAUGGGUCGUUACACAAUAAAUAGCCUAAUCGGACGCGGUUCCUUUGGUCAGGUAAAUUAUUUCUUAAUCAACCUUGUUAAUGCUUGCUUAGUUAAUGCUUGA